AGGUUUAGACAGCAGGACACACUUUCAGCUGAACUGUCAACAUUGCAGCAUUAUCUGCUUAACUACCUAAAUUCUCAGAAGAACACUUUACUAUUGUCAUUAUCAUUUAACUAAAGGACAGGGCAACAUGUCUGAUGAAGAGGAUGACUAUAUGUCUGAUGCUUUUCUUAAUCAAAUACCUGAAGUAAGACCAGGUGUGCCGAUGGUAAAACGGGUCAAAGAUGCAAUUAAAAAAGAAGCUAUGAUUAAAGAGAAGAAUCAACAGAAUCGACAGAAAACCUACAAGGAGCAAGAACGAGAGAGUCGUGACACAGUCCUGCAGAGUUCCAUCAGUAAUGAAAACAAAGGAUUUGCACUGCUGCAGAAAAUGGGUUACAAAGCAGGCCAGGGACUUGGUAAACAAGGAGCUGGGAGAGUUGAACCCAUUCCGCUGAACAUUAAAACAGACAGAGGGGGUAUCGGGAUGGAGGAAGCAAAGAAAAGAAAGGCAGAAGAGGAGCUCAGACAUUACCGGCACAAGGUUCGAGUUCAGCAGCAGACGGAGAAGCAGUCUCUGGAAGACUUCAGGGUGAGAAAGAGAACAGAGAGAGAGGAACGCCAGACGGAGAGUGACCUGAGAAGGAGCCAACGGGCCUGUGAACAACUGGACAACCAGAAGGGUAUAACUACUCCACGGGAUUGCUGGUAUUGGCCAGAAAAAGAGAAAGAAGCAGAGGAGGAUGAGGAGGAUGAUGAAGAAGAUAAGGAAGAGAAAGACGAGGAGGAGGCUGAGGAGGAGGAGGAAGAGGGGUUAACAGCUUUAGAUAAGCUCCAGUUCUUAACAUCUUACCUGAGGGAUGUGCAUUUUUACUGCAUAUGGUGUGGGACAACUUAUAAUGAUGAGGAAGAUCUGAAUUCAAACUGUCCUGGAGACACAGCCGCAGACCACGAUGACUGAUACUGCCACCAUUUCUACUCUGUGUAUUUGGUCAUUGUAAAGAUCACAGUAUUUGUUUUAUUUUGUAUUUUUAUUAGGCUUCAAAAAUUAUGAAGAAAAAGGAAAUAGUUUUAUUUGUUUUUGUCAUUUUGUCGUUUCAUACAGUAUGUUGAUAUAUUAAAAGCAAUAU
Molecule: messenger RNA, 1106 nt
Organism: Engraulis encrasicolus (European anchovy)
Lineage: Eukaryota; Metazoa; Chordata; Actinopteri; Clupeiformes; Engraulidae
Gene: gpatch11
Product: G patch domain containing 11
Exons: 8
Coding region: 128-937 (269 amino acids)
Cellular component (GO): kinetochore
Molecular function (GO): nucleic acid binding
Source: RefSeq, a predicted model, not a curated record